Molecule: messenger RNA, 159 nt
Organism: Aureobasidium namibiae CBS 147.97
Lineage: Eukaryota; Fungi; Ascomycota; Dothideomycetes; Dothideales; Saccotheciaceae
Exons: 2
Coding region: 1-159 (52 amino acids)
Biological process (GO): protein import into mitochondrial matrix
Cellular component (GO): mitochondrial outer membrane translocase complex
Source: RefSeq, a predicted model, not a curated record
AUGGCACCCAAGCGUUCAAACCAGCCCGGCGCCAUCAGCCAAAUGUACACCAGCCUUGCCUCUCCCGACAACCGCUCCGUCGUCACCGCUGUCGCCUUUUUCGCCGCCGGUGUCGCUUUCUUGCACAGCAGCUGGAGCGAGAUGUUGCUUCCUCCGUAA